This is a messenger RNA of Rotaria sp. Silwood1, 351 nucleotides long. The record is from the annotation of a GenBank genome assembly. NCBI's taxonomy places the organism in Eukaryota, Metazoa, Rotifera, Eurotatoria, Philodinida, Philodinidae.
AUGAUUAAACUUCAAUCUGAUAUUGGUAUUCUGUAUCAAACAAAUCAAACAUCUUUAGUAAAUUAUCUUCAAUCAAUUCUAUUAAGAAUUAUUCAUGGGAAUGUGGAACUUGUUAUGAUACAACUUUAUUUAUUUCAAUAUUUAGUGAAAAUUCUUUUAUUAUUGAACUAUAAUAUAUUUCCAUCAAUAUAUUUUAAUAAACGAUGGCAACCAUUCAUAGUUGAUAAAGAAAAUGAAGUUAUACGUGAUAUGAAAUCCAAUGAAAAUAAUCUUGGAUUAAUAAUUAAUAAUGAUAAUAAAAAUGAAAGUCGUAUUGAAGUUCGUUCAAUAAAAUCCUUUGAAUUAGUUUAG